CGGAACAACUUGAGUUGUUUACAUCCGGCUAGAACGAACGAGCUUGAAGGAGAAAGCUAUCUUCUUUCGUAAACGAUCCGAGUUUUUCACAACCACAAUGUCUCAACUAGAGGUAUUCAGGGAUUUUAUCACUGAGCGAUUAACAACGGCAGCUUUGGAGAUAUUUAGGGCAGCUGAAAAAUCGUUUGCCGAUUUCGAAGGGGAGAUUUCUCGUUCAAAGGAGGAGAGCGCGCGACUGCAACGGUUGUUGGACAUUGUUACUCAACCUGAAACCAAGCUUCACCGAAGAGAUUCGUCACAAAUCCACAAACAUAUUACUGGCGAUUUUCAAGUCGCAUCCAUCUGCUGCGGCGAACAUGAAAGUAUAAAUGUGCAGCAGCUCUCUUUCCCGGAACCCCCACAGAUUAUAGAGGAACAGGAGCUGUGGACCAGUCAGGAGAAAGAGCAGCUCCAAGGACUGCAGUCUGAAACUACACACUCCAUGUUCACUUCUACCAGUGUGAAACAUGACUGGGAUCAGGAAGGCUUUUCUGAAUGUUCACAUCUUGACCAAACUGUUAAAGUGGAGAACAGAGAAGGAGACUCUCUACCCACCAACACAACUGAGGAGCAAAUCAAAACAGAGCCUCAUGUACAAGACUAUGCAGCACCAGAACUGGACAGUGACUCUCAGCCCCUCUCUGUUGUAGCUCCAGACUGUCCUACAGCUCAGAGUUUGGAGGAGGAAGAACAUGAAGGAGUGCUGCUUUUUCUGAACAGAACACAAAACAAUGAGGCUCUGCCAAGGGAACAUAUGCCACAGAGACGUCACACAGGAAAAACAAAACAUCAGUGUCAACAAUGUAACAAAACUUUUAGUAGAAAAGGUGCUUUGGUUUUUCAUAUGAGGACACACACAGUAAAGAAAUCUUAUCAAUGUCAACAAUGUAACAAACGGUUUUCUCAAAGUGGUUCUCUGUUGAAACACAUAAGGACACACACAGGAGAGAAACCUUAUCAAUGUCAGGAAUGUAACAAACUAUUUGCUCGAAGUGAUACUCUAGUUGGACACAUGAAGACACACACAGGAGAGAAACCAUUUCAGUGUCAACAAUGUAACAAACGGUUUAGUAAGAAGGGUAAUCUGGUUGUGCACAUGAGGACACACACAGGAGAGAAACCUUAUCAAUGUCAGGAAUGUAGCAAACCCUUUCCUCAAAGUGGGUCUCUGUAUAAACACAUGAGGACACACAGGAGAGAAACUGUAUCUAUGUCAACAAUCUAACAUCUUUUUCUUGGAGGCAGACGCCUAUAAGAGGCAAGUACAAAUAUACCUGGGAUAUAUUUUAGAUACCUGGCUUCACUAAGCCUAACCAGGGUUUUUCAUGGCUCAGAAUGGGCCUUAAAGUGACUGCGCAUGACAGUAAGCAUGAGCCAUCUGCGAACAGUAAAGGCAAGGAUUCACCUUACAACAUCAAAAUCUAUGCAUUUUCUUAUUUCUGACCAUUUGAUUAACAAAAAUGUGUACUUUCUUGAU
Molecule: messenger RNA, 1516 nt
Organism: Osmerus eperlanus (European smelt)
Lineage: Eukaryota; Metazoa; Chordata; Actinopteri; Osmeriformes; Osmeridae
Product: zinc finger protein 34-like
Exons: 3
Coding region: 98-1264 (388 amino acids)
Biological process (GO): regulation of transcription by RNA polymerase II
Cellular component (GO): nucleus
Molecular function (GO): DNA-binding transcription factor activity, RNA polymerase II-specific
Source: RefSeq, a predicted model, not a curated record